Molecule: messenger RNA, 591 nt
Organism: Cyphellophora europaea CBS 101466
Lineage: Eukaryota; Fungi; Ascomycota; Eurotiomycetes; Chaetothyriales; Cyphellophoraceae
Exons: 3
Coding region: 1-591 (196 amino acids)
Source: RefSeq, a predicted model, not a curated record
AUGUCCUCCUCGGAGCCCCACUCGCAUUCCCAUGACCACCCUCACGAGCACGACCACAGCCAUGACCACAGCCACGACCACGAUCAUCACCACGAGUUCGGGAACCCUCCGCCCGACGACUGGAGACACACUGGCGUGCAGGUAAUCCCAGCAGACUCGCUGGACUCCAAUACAGCCCAGACUCCUGGCAUGAACCGCGCCGCCGCCGUAACCGCCGCCCGCACACGCGGCCUCGCCACCAAGCUGUGGGCCGGCACAGUCAAGAUCCACCCCAACGCCAAGACCGGCGCGCAUCACCACGGACACCUCGAGUCCAUCAUCUACGUCGUCAAAGGUCGGGCGCGCAUGCGCUGGGGCGAGAAGCUCGAGUACGUGGCCGAGGCGGGCGAGGGGGACUUUAUCUUCGUGCCGCCGUACGUACCGCAUCAGGAGAUCAAUGCGAUGGAGGGUGAGGAGUUGGAGUGCGUGCUUGUGAGGAGCGAUGGGGAGGCGGUGGCGGUGAACCUGCCGGAUUUGGAACCUGUGGAGAAACCUGAGAAUGUGGCGUGGAUUGACCCUACGCACGCAAACUUGCCAGGCGCACAGCAAUAG